Phialemonium atrogriseum is the source of this 1008-nucleotide messenger RNA. RefSeq names its product S-adenosyl-L-methionine-dependent methyltransferase. The coding region runs from base 1 to 1008 and encodes 335 amino acids. Gene Ontology annotation, molecular function: methyltransferase activity. The record is from RefSeq and is a predicted model, not a curated record. The transcript is spliced from 10 exons. NCBI's taxonomy places the organism in Eukaryota, Fungi, Ascomycota, Sordariomycetes, Cephalothecales, Cephalothecaceae.
AUGGACGACAGCGACUUGCAGACCGUCCCGCUCGACAACACGUACGUCGAGACGGUUGUGCAUCACGACCGAGAGUUUCAACGAUAUGCUCUCGAUAACGGCGUUUAUUUCGCCCCAGUCGACGAGGACGAAGCCGAGCGCCUGCGCAUCAUACACAACGUAUUCAACAGAAUGUUCGAAGGCAGAUUGAUCUUCCCACCAAUGCCGCAACUCAGAAGGGUGCUCGAAUGCGGUUUCGGCUCUGCGUCGUGGGCCAUCGACGUCGCUGAGCAGUACCCGACCUGUGAGGUUAUCGGGAUCGAUAUUUAUCCCAAUAUGGCGCCGGAAAUCAUCCCUCCCAACCUGAAUCUCCAAGUGGAUGACCUCAACCGUCCGUCGACUUUCGCCUCGAACCACUUCGACCUCGUCAAUAGCCGACUGAUGGCCGGCGGCAUUCAUUCUAAUAGAUGGGGGAACUAUAUGGCCGACAUCCUCCGGGUUUUGCGCCCCGGCGGAUGGUGCCAGAUGGUGGAGAUAUAUUUCAACGCCCAGUCGGAUAACGGCACCUUGACUGACAAUCAUGCGCUGCGAACCUGGUCCAGCAGAUACUUGCAAAGCCUGCAGCCGUACAAGGACCCGCGAGCUGCGUUGCAACUGCAGAACUGGAUGACGGAUGCGGGCUUCGUCGAGGUUGAACGCAGAUUAAUAAUUUUGCCCCUGAGCGGCUGGUCAAGCGAUCCCCGAGACCACGAUUUGGGGGUAGCAAAUCGGGACAAUGUACACCGACUCCUCGCAUCGCUGGCAAUAUACCCCUUCACCGAACGCCUCGGGAUGACUCCAGCAGAUGUCCAGCUCCUUGUGGCGCAGGCUCGAAUUGAGGCUGAUAAUCCGGCUUUUAAGGCGUACUUCCCCGUAUAUGUGUGUAUUGGUCGCAAGCCGGGCGGUAGCGGACACUCGAAAGGCUCUCGCCACCAUCACAGCCACCGCAGUGGACGGAAUGGCGAUACGAGGAAGCGUGCGAGAACCUGA